Paramuricea clavata is the source of this 552-nucleotide messenger RNA. Lineage: Eukaryota; Metazoa; Cnidaria; Anthozoa; Malacalcyonacea; Plexauridae. The record is from the annotation of a GenBank genome assembly.
AUGUCAAGAAGACAAAAAUUUAUUUUAAAUUUUUUAAACAAAAUAUAUGAAAAACUACGGGUUAUCAAAAAGAGUCAGAGUAUUCGAAAAUCACAACAAUGUGUUGCAAAUACUUUAAAAGAUAAACAAUGCCGUAAACGUACAGCACAUACACCGAAAUGUUGGAUUCAUCUUGCCAAACAAGAUAAUUUACGUGUUAAACCUUCAAGAAUUAUUGCCGCAGGAAAAGGACUAUACGCGUGGAAAAAAACAAUUCCACGCGGUAAUACAAUUGGUAAAUACACCGGUAGACGAUUAACCAAAAAACAACUGGAUCAACGAUACGGAAAUGACGUCACGGCAAAAUAUGCCGUUUGUAAUCGACGGGGACAAUGUAUUGAUUCAAAAUAUACAACAGAUGGGGCGCCACGAUUUGCAAACGACGCUCGUCAAACGCCGUUUCAAAAUAAUGCCAAAAUUAAAGGUCAAAAUAUAUUUCAUUUAAAAGCCAAUAAAACUAUACGCCCCAAUCAAGAAAUCCUCACAUCAUAUGGUCCUGAAUAUUGGCAAUAA